AUGCACAGAGAAGGCGGUAGAUCAUACAAAGCUAUCCAACCUCCUAUUGGUGUUGUUUAUAAUUUCUUGCAGAAGAAAGCACGUGUGAGGGUAUGGCUGUAUGAACAGUGUAACUUACGAAUUGAAGGAGUGAUAAUUGGUUUCGACGAGUACAUGAACCUGGUGCUGGCUGACGCUUGUGAAAGGCACAUGAAGUCAGGAGCUAAAAAACCUUUGGGAAGGAUCCUCUUAAAAGGAGAGACAAUAACGCUCGUCCAGGUUGCGAAUUAA
Schistosoma intercalatum is the source of this 270-nucleotide messenger RNA. Lineage: Eukaryota; Metazoa; Platyhelminthes; Trematoda; Strigeidida; Schistosomatidae. The record is from the annotation of a GenBank genome assembly.